This is a messenger RNA of Notolabrus celidotus (New Zealand spotty), 6126 nucleotides long. It is a transcript of the gene wdr11, whose product is annotated as WD repeat domain 11. Gene Ontology annotation, cellular component: cytoplasm. Gene Ontology annotation, molecular function: protein binding. The record is from RefSeq and is a predicted model, not a curated record. Lineage: Eukaryota; Metazoa; Chordata; Actinopteri; Labriformes; Labridae.
UCCCAUCCGGCACUCCAUGUAGAAACACCGCUCUGCUUCCUGUUUGAAAUCUGAACAGAGCAGAUAAGCUAAUCAAAAGUCUUUCUUUGACCCACAGAUGAUAAAAGUAACAGGAACACGGGAUAUAAAACAUGAUUCCGUACACGGUGAACAUCAAGCUGGCGGCCCGGACUCUGACCGGGACUCUGAACCUGCAGAAUAAGAGCGCCGUGGACUGGGGAUGGCAGGGCCUGAUCGCUCAGGGAUGUCACUCCAGUACAUCAGCGACAAAGACGUCUCAGACCAUCCAGGUGCUGGAGAAGCACAAAGCUAUCGUGGUCAAGGUGAAAUGGUCCAGAGACUACUACCACAACCUGAGCUCCCCGUACUGCCUGUCGGCUUCGGGAGACGCCUCGGGGAAGAUCAACGUGUGGGACGUGGUGAGCGGCACCGCCCACUGUGAGAUCCAGGAGCACUCCAAACCCAUCCAGGGUGAACUGGAGUGGUUGUGGAAUCAGGACGCGUCUCGGGAUCUGCUGCUGGCCGUCCAUCCUCCAAACUAUAGUGCUGUGGAACGGAGACGGGCAAAAGCUGGGAAGAAGAGUUACGCUGAGAACAUCCUGUCCUUCUCUUUCGACCCCUUCGACCCGUCCAACCAUGGGUUGAUGACCAGCGAAGGAAUCGUUCAUCACAGACUUCACUCACUCAAACCGCCCGGCAGCGCGGGUAAGAAGGUCUACAUCGCAAGUCCACGCAAGCCCGCCCACACCAAACCAGCGCCCGCUGCUGCUCCCGCCCACGGCGCUAAGAAGGCUCUGAACAAGGUCAAAGUGCUGAUCACCAACGAGAAACCCACUGCCGAGGCGGUGACGUUGAACGACUGCCUCCAGCUCUCCUACCUGCCGUCCAAGAGGAACCACAUGCUGCUGCUGUACCCCCGAGAGAUCCUGAUCCUGGACCUGGAGCUCAGCCAGACCGUGGGCGUGGUGGCCAUAGAGCGCUCGGGGGUCCCUUCAUUCAGUAACUCGUCCCUCUGUGUUCAGGUGAUUCCCUGCGCUCAGCGAGACGCUCUCUACUGUCUGCACGAGAACGGAUGCAUCACCCUCCGAGUGUGUCGCUCCACCACCACCUCCAGCGAGGAGGCAUCAGACCCGGAGCAGAGCAUCCACGAGCUCGUGUACGACCUUCGCUAUCAGUGCGACGCCAUCCGGAUCACAAAGACGGUACGGCCUUAUCGUAUGGUGAUCUGUCCGGUCAACGAGAACAACGCCGCGCUGAUGGUCAGCGACGGCCGAGCCAUGCUGUGGGAGCUCAAAGCUCACACGGGCAGGGCUGCUGCUAAUCCUAGCUCGGGUCUGUCGCCUCUCUACUCCCCCGUGGCGUUCUGUGGGACUCCGCUGGGUCCGAACCAGAAGAUGAUCCAGGAUCUGUCUCUGAACAGCAUGAUCGCUCAGACGCUGAUCGCCGGUGAGGCUCCUCCCCCUUCCUCCAACCAGCAGGAGGUGCAGCUGAAGUUCCUCCUGACCGGUCUGCUCUCCGGUCUGCCGCUGCCACCGUUCGCGCUCCGCAUGUGUCCUCCUCUGACCACCAAGAACAUCAACCACUACCAACCGCUGCUGGCUGUGGGAACCAGUAACGGCUCUGAAAGACACCCUUCAUCCUCCCCUCCUCUUCCUCUCCUUCACCUUCCUCUCCUUGUUUUCUCAGGCAGGUGUUUUGCAUUCAGAGGCGAACGAGGAAACGACGAGCCGCCCAUCGAGAUGAUUAAAGUGUCUCAUCUCAAGCAGUACCUGGUGGUUGUGUUCAGAGACAAACCUCUGGAGCUGUGGGACAUCAGGACGGGGACGCUGCUGCGAGAGAUGGCCAAGAACUUCCCCACUGUGACCGCACUGGAGUGGUCCCCGUCCCACAACCUGAAGAGUCUGAAGAAGAAGCAGAUGGCGGCGAGGGAGGCGAUGGCCCGGCAGACGGUGUCGGACGCCGAGCAGAGCAGCGUGGAGUCGUCAGUCAUCAGCCUCCUCCAGGACGCAGAGAGCAAAUCAGAGACCAGUCAGGCCAUCUCAGCCAGGGAGCACUUUGUCUUCACGGACACGGACGGGCAGGUGUACCACAUCACCGUGGAGGGCAACACGGUCAAAGACGGCGCACGAAUCCCCCCUGAUGGCAGCAUGGGCAGCAUCGCCUGCAUCGCCUGGAAAGGUGACACCCUGGUGCUCGGCGACGUGGACGGAAACCUCAACUUCUGGGACCUGAAAGCUCGUCUGUCCAGGGGGAUCCCGACUCAUCGAGGCUGGGUGAAGAAGAUCCGCUUCGCUCCGGGGAAGGGGAACCAGAAGCUGCUGGUGAUGUACACGGACGGAGCCGAGGUCUGGGACACCAAAGAGGUCCAGAUGGUCAGCAGCAUGCGGAUCGGUCGAAACGUGAACUACCGCAUCCUCGACAUCGACUGGUGCACGUCUGAUAAGGUGGUGCUGGCGUCCGAUGACGGCUGCAUCCGGGUCCUUGAGAUGGCCAUGAAGUCCGCCAGCUACCGCAUGGACGAGCAAGACCUGACAGAUCCGGUGUGGUGUCCGUACCUGCUGCUCCCUCGAGCCGCUCUCACUCUGAAGGCGUUCCUGCUGCUGCAGCCGUGGUCAGGAACCUUCACCAUGGACAUCACUCAGGUAGACUACAACGAGAAAGACGAGAUAAAAGGCCUGAUCCAGGAGCAGCUCAACUCUCUGUCAAAUGACAUGAAGAGUGUGUUACUGGACCCUGAGCUCAGCCUGCUGCAGCGCUGCCUCCUCGUCUCCCGGCUUUUCGGGGACGAGUCAGACCUUCACUUCUGGACCGUGGCGUCUCACUACCUGCAGUCCUUUGCUCAGGCCCGUCAACUGAGCGUGUCCUCUGCUGAGGGGCAGACCCAGACCGAGGGGACCCAGCCGCCUCCUCAGAACCACCUGGACAUCUGCAACGAUGUGCUGUGUGAGAGCUCCUACUUCCAGAAGUUCCAGCUGGAUCGAGUCCACCUGCAGGAGGUGAAGCGCUCCAGUUAUGAGCACACCAAGAAAUGUGCCGACCAGCUCCUCCUGCUGGGUCAGACGGAUCGGGCGGUGCAGCUGCUGCUGGAGACGAGCGCCGACAACACCAGCUACUACUGCGACUCUCUGAAGGCGUGCCUGGUGACCACCAUCACCUCGUCGGGACCGUCUCAGUCCACCAUCAAACUGGUCGCCACCAACAUGAUCGCCAACGGGAAGCUUGAAGAGGGAGUCCAGCUGCUCUGUUUGAUCGACAAGGCGGCCGACGCCUGCCGCUACCUGCAGACGUACGGGAAGUGGAACCGCGCCGCCUGGCUGGCCAAGGUGCGUCUCAGUCCGGCUGAGAGCUCAGACGUGCUGAAGCGGUGGGCGGAGCAUCUGUGCUCCCCGCAGGUGAACCAGAAGUCCAAAGCCAUCCUGGUGCUGCUCAGUCUGGGCUGCUUCUCUAAAGUGGGAGAGAUGCUACACAGUAUGAGACACUUUGAUCGUGCCGCCCUCUUCAUCGAGGCGUGUCUGAAGUUCGGCGUCAUGGAGGCCAACGAUUCGUCAAAUAAACUGAUCGAGGCCGCGUUCCUGGACUACGCCCGCCUGCUGCGCACUCUGGGUCUGAGGGAGGGCGCCGCUCUGUGGGCGUCCCGGGCCGGGAGCUCCGGAGAGACGCUGCUGGAGGAGCUGUUCCAGGGAGAGGGAGGGGGGACAGAGAACAUCAUGGGAAAAGAGGAGGCGGAGCUGAGUGAGGAGAGCAAUGAGUGAGGCGUUCAGGCGUCAGAAUCGUCUCCUUCGUGUAAAAAGAGAUUCUGAUCAUCGUCUCAUCGUGAGAGAGGAGAGACGAGGAGUUUGAUCCGUGUGAAGUUCUCGGUCCGUCACUGGAGUCUGUGCGUGUGUGUGUGACCAUUGGUGUGUGUGUGUGUACAUAUGUGUGUGUGUCACAGCCCCAAAACAAGCCCUCUUUAGUUGUGGUGAAGUGAAACUCAUGGUCGUGGUUUCGUUGGUUAUAGAUUUUGUAAUGGUUGCUUGUUGAGCUUUAUUUUUUUUGUGCCUGUGUUAAUAACUUUAGAGGAUUAUCGUAGUGACACGUUGAUUUGCCUUCACUGCAGAGAUUAAAUGUGGCACGAUGAAUUAUUCCCAAAGUGAUGCAUUCCUGAUUUUAUUUUGAUAUGCACUGUAAAGAUAGCCGCCCCACAUUCCUGCUCUUUGUUUUUAUUUUGCACUCCUGAUUUCACCAAAAAUAUAAAACAUGAAGGAAACAGAACAGGGCCCCAGAGGAACAGAAACAGAAGCUGUUCGGACCACUGACUGUAUAAAAAGAUAGAUGACGUCCCCCUGCUGUGCAAAAGUGAAGCCAAAAUACCCCAAAAGAGGCAUCAGGUACUUCCAGUCCACAGCUUCACAGCUUCUUGUGUGGGUUUGAAGCAGACACUCAUGGUUAUGGUGCGUUCAAUGACUCUUGUUUUAGUGUUUGUUACGUUUCCUCUCACCGUUCCUCCUCUACUCUGAUAAUACGGUGCACACAGCGCUGCAGGAGCCUCAUUGGUCGACAGAGCUGUCAAUCAUGGCCUUAAUAUGGAAGAGGGUUUGGGCCACCCUGUUCUCUAGGAAUUCUGCCUUAAAGAUCAGGCAGAGUUCUAGUAUUCUGACAUCAAAGAAGGGAUUCUAGAAUUCUAAGAUCAAAGAGAGUUCUAGAAUUCUAAGAUCAAAGAGAGUUCUAGAACUCUGACAUCAAAGGAGGGAUUCUAGAAUUCUAAGAUCAAAGAGAGUUCUAGAAUUCUGACAUCAAAGAAGGGAUUCUAGAAUUCUAAGAUCAAAGAGAGUUCUAGAAUUCUGACAUCAAAGAGAGUUCUAGAAUUCUGACAUCAAAGGAGGGAUUCUAGAAUUCUAAGAUCAAAGAGAGUUCUAGAAUUCUGACAUCAAAGGAGGGAUUCUAGAAUUCUAAGAUCAAAGAGAGUUCUAGAAUUCUGACAUCAAAGGAGGGAUUCUAGAAGUCUAAGAUCAAAGGCAGAGUUCUAGAAUUCUAAGAUCAAAGGAGCGAUUCAAGAGUUCUGACAUCAAAGGCAGAGUUCUAGAAUUCUGUCUUUGAUCUCAGAAUUCCGAGAGAAAAGUCAACAUUCUGAAGAAAAGUUGAAAUUGAAAGUUAAUUAGCCCCUCCCCUCUUUCCUGCUUCAUCCCUCUUUUUAUAUCAUCAAUAACUAACUCAAAGUAAACAGAAACAUGAACACUGAGACAUAAAUCAGUGCAAUAAGAACUCACUGUAAUGACAGAAACCAUGUUUGAGGAACGUUUAUUUGACCUGUGUUUGGAUUCUAGAGUCCCAUCUGUUAACAUAGAGGAGGCGGGGCUUAUGAACUAUACUGCAGGCAGCCACCAGAGGGAGCUCUACUUAUUUUGGCUUCACUUUAGACGAGCUGUCAUGUCGUCUAUCUUUAUUACAGUCUGUGCAGCUAAAUCGACGCUCGCUUGUUGUUCAUGAAGUCAUUGAAUUUUUAAUUUCCGUUCUCCUGAAGAGUCGAGAGAAACCGUCUCUGUGUUUGUGACGCUCGUUGAUCCUCCGGCGUGUGUUUCACGAGAUGAGUCGUCGAUACGUGUCUUAACUCUUUUAAAUGAAACAUUUACACAAAACAAAAUCAGUGCUGCUCCUCGCCCUCACACAGCCGACACACACUUUGAGAAUCAGUCGUCAGCUGUGUGUCUGCGUCUCUCCAUCAGACCCUGAAACCCUCCUGUGUGACUCUGAGACGAGUUCAGUCGUCCUUAAUGAGACAUUACCUCCACACGCAGGACUUUGUGUUAGAGCUGUUGCUUUUCAUGUUACGGUUAACCCUCUCUCAUCAUGGCAACACAGGUCUAUUUUAGGGGACUAAUGAUGCUCCGAGUCCCGCCUCCCAGCAGAUAAUCAGCUGUAGUUUGUUGCUGCUGUAUUAAAUCCUCCAUCAUGUCUGCAGAGCCGCUGCAGCCUCCUGUAGCUCCAGACUGAUCCUCUCUGCUGAUCUCUCUGUCCUCUGAAGCUCCAUGUUCUCUGUUCAUGUUUACACCGUGAUGAUGAUGAUGAUGAUGAUGAUGCUUUAAGCUAUAUGAAUAAAAGAUUAAAUGAUAUAUGUAUGUAUAUAUGGCAAUAAAAUCAAUAUCAUAA